AAGCAGUGCAUGCGCACAUUGGCGUCAUCGGAAAUAAACACAACAUGCAAGACCUCGCUCAGUAAACCCGUUGCAUAUUUCAUAUGGUCAGCAUCAAUAUUGUAUAAAUAUGCCGCAUUUAAAAGAGCCCAAACCAAGGGAACCUUUGUGGAAAGAAUGGGACUACAAUGCCCAGAAAAAGGGGGUUCGUCACACCGUGUAUUCAGUUAACGGUGAUGAAUAUACCGGGGAAUGGCUGAACAACAAGAAAGAUGGGAAAGGCACAUAUAAAUGGAAGGCAACAGGUGCCCUGUAUGAUGGAGACUGGAAGAAGGGGAAGAGGAAUGGUUUUGGCACCUUUAGCUACCCAGACGGGAAGGGCGGCUUCAGGAAAGAUUACUCAGGAGGCUGGAAGAACGAUAUGAGACAUGCUUAUGGAACCCAAUUUUAUGCGGACAAUGAGUACUACGAGGGGGAGUGGUACGCAGACAAGCGGAGCGGCUGGGGAAGGAUGUACUUCCAGGAUGGCACCAUCUACGAGGGGGAGUGGUAUGAUGACCUCAGGAGCGGACAAGGCAUGCUUCGACAAACCAAUGAGAACAGGUACGAGGGUUCCUGGAAGGACGGCAAGAAGAACGGUCCUGGUAAAUUCUACUACCUGAACACUGGCCAGGUGUUUGAGGGUGUGUGGGUGGACAAUGUCCCUAAAUGUGGCACCAUGCAGGACUACGGCCGUGAUGGCGCCCCCGUACCAACACAGUACCCGAUACCAGAGGUGAAGUUGGACAGUCCUGAGGCAGUGGUGGCAGAGGCGGAGGACCAGUUCCUGCAGGAUCAGGACUGACCAAUCAGAUCUCUCCAAGACAAUACCAGGCUCUCAUGUCACACUUUAAUUUGUAUUGACGUAUUGUCCAAAGUUUGUUUUAAUUAAGUUCUGUCCAUGAAUAUGAUAUAUUUCAGCAUUCAGUAUCAGUACUGUUGUACAUUUCGGUAUGCAGUACUAGUACUUUUAACGUUGAUAUAAUGAAUCAAAUUUGAUAAUAUUGCUGGUUACUUUCCUGAGCAAAUACCUCCAGACUGAUCGGCCAGUAGAGACUCGUAACUGCCAAACUGGCUAUCAAACCUGAAUCAGUAUUUAUUUUCGUUCAGAAAUUUUACUUUCUAGUUGUUUUCUUAGUUAUCUGUAACAUUUUGUCAUUAAGAUGUUUACAUGC
This is a messenger RNA of Haliotis rubra (blacklip abalone), 1193 nucleotides long. RefSeq names its product MORN repeat-containing protein 3-like. Lineage: Eukaryota; Metazoa; Mollusca; Gastropoda; Lepetellida; Haliotidae. The record is from RefSeq and is a predicted model, not a curated record. The transcript has 5 exons. The coding region runs from base 110 to 823 and encodes 237 amino acids.